CAGGCGGACCCGUGAGCCUGAGCCUGUUUACACGGGGGAGACUGGGGACGGAGGCGACAGUCGGUCCGAGUGCACCAGGCCCAGUGGAGGUGGGGGUCUCGGCUGAGCCCGCCGGGUCCGCCCGUUCGCCCGCUUCUCACGGCUCCGUUCUGCUCACAGGAUCCCAUGGCGGCCGCGGCGCUGUCGGACCGGGCUCAGGACUGUGUGACCUUCGAGGAUGUGUUCGUGUCUUUCUCCCGGGAGGAGUGGGAGCUCCUCGAGAAGGCUCAGAGACUCCUGUACCGUGAUGUGAUGCUGGAGAACUUCGCGCAUGUGGCCUCACUGGCUUGUUGGCGUGAAGCAGACAGUGAGGAGGCCCCUUCUGAGCAGAGCAAUUCCAUAGGAGUGCUGCAGAUCAGGACUGCAAUGUCAGGUUCAUUUAUCCGGGAAGCCCACCCGUGGGAGAUGCGUGACCCACUCUUGAAAGACAUUUUGCACCUGCCUGAACACCAGGGAUCACACUCCACGCAGAAACUGUACACAUGUGGCCCCUGUGGGAGAGGAUUCUUGUCCAGUGCAAACUUCUACCAGCACCAGAGGCGAUAUGCUGGAGAGAAUCCCUUCUGGGAGGAUGAUGGUGGGGCCUCAUUUGUGAAGAGCUGUGCAGUCCACAUGUUAGGGAGACCCUUUACUUGCAGGGAGGAAGGGAUGGACUUGCUGGACAGCUCUGGUCUCUUCCAGCACCAGACCACUCACAGUGGGGUGAGUCCGUACAAAAGGACUGAGUUCCCGGAGUCUCUCCCACGCAGCUCCAGUCUCGGGCAACACCAGGGAGACCCUGAUAAACGGAUGCUCUUCAGUUGCAGUGACAAUGGGCAAGGCUUCCUGAACACCUUCACUCUCCUUGAGAACCAGGUAACUCAUACUGAAGUGAGACCUUUUAGAUGCCUACCACAUGCGAAUAUGUCCAAGGAGAAACCAGCUCUCGUUCAUCACAGAAAAAUCCACAGUGGAGGAACAUCACAUCUGUGUAAGGAGUGUGGAAAGGCUUUCAUUCACCUGUCCCACUUAAAAAUGCACCAGAGAUUUCACACUGGAAAAAGACAUUACACAUGCAGUGAAUGUGGGAAAGACUUCAGUCGCAAAGACACACUUGUCCAGCACCAGAAAGUUCACACUGGAGAAAGAUCUUAUGACUGCAGCGAAUGUGGAAAAGCCUAUAGCAGAAGCUCCCACCUGGUUCAGCACCAGAGAAUUCACACUGGGGAAAGGCCUUAUAAGUGCAGUGAAUGCGGAAAAGCCUUCAGCCGUAAAGACACGCUUGUUCAGCACCAGAGAUUUCAUACUGGAGAAAGGCCUUACGAGUGCAGUGAAUGUGGGAAAUUCUUUAGCCAAAGCUCCCACCUUAUUGAGCACUGGAGAAUUCAUACUGGGGCAAGGCCUUAUGAAUGCUUUGAAUGCGGAAAAUUCUUUAGUCAUAACUCCAGCCUUAUUAAACAUCGGAGAGUCCACACAGGAGCAAGGUCUUAUGUGUGCGGCAAAUGUGGAAAGGCUUUCAGCUGCAAAGACACACUUGUUCAGCACCAGAUAAUUCACACUGGAGCAAGGCCUUAUGAGUGCAGCGAAUGUGGGAAAGCCUUCAGCCGUAAAGACACACUUGUGCAGCACCAGAAAAUCCACACUGGGGAAAGGCCUUAUGAGUGUGGUGAAUGUGGGAAAUUCUUUAGCCAUAGCUCAAACCUUAUUGUACACCAGAGAAUUCACACUGGAGCGAAGCCUUAUGAAUGCAGUGAAUGUGGGAAAUGCUUUAGCCACAACUCCAGCCUCAUUCUACACCAGCGAGUUCACACUGGAGCAAGGCCUUACGUGUGCAGUGACUGUGGAAAAGCCUAUAUUAGUAGCUCCCACCUUGUUCAACACAAGAAAGUUCACACUGGAGCCAGACCUUAUGAGUGCAAUGAAUGUGGGAAAUUCUUUAGCCGCAAUUCUAGCCUCAUUCUACACCAGAGGGUUCACACUGGAGAAAAGCCUUAUGUGUGCAGUCAAUGUGGAAAAGCCUACAGCAGAAGCUCCCAUCUUGUUCGGCACCAAAAAGUUCACACUGGAGAAAGGCCUCAUGAAUGCAGCAGUUUUGGUGGUCCUUUAGCUGCAUCUCUUAAACUUGUUUAGCACCAAAAACUUCAUAUUACAGAAAGGCCUUAUAAAUGCAAAAAAUGUACUAUGUCCUUGUUCACCCUAAUAGAGCUCACACCAGGGAAAAGCUCUGUGAGUACCCUUUGUGAGGGAGCCAUCAGCCAGGAUAUGAACCUUGUACCUUUAUAUAUCCACCCUGGGGAGAUUCCCGGUAAGUACCACGUAGGUGGAAAGCUUUCGUGAGAUAUGUUGCACUUCCUAAACUGUCCAGCACUCUUGACAAAGAUAUAUAACUGUCAGUGCCUGUGACGGAAGCCAUCUCAUUGCUACCAGCUGUCAGGAUCACACAGUCUGUCAGUCACUCUAAUAUGCUCAUGGAAGGCAGAUCCCUGUGCCUUCUCUCCUGCUCCCUGGAGGGAAUCGUGUGUUUGGAGCCCAUUGACAGCCCGCCUUUUCUCCCCCAUGACUGGGUUCUGAGUGAACUUGAUCUAAGCUCUGGCCAGAAGAAUCUGAGCUGGUCACUGCCAGGGAUUUCCAGACCAGAUUUCCCUUUUUUAUGGACAAUGUUGACUGUAAACAUGAGAGCUGUGCUUCCAAAUCACCCAGCUUUGGAACUGCCUGCCCUGUGCUGCUCUGCUUUGUGCAGUGAUAAAGCCCUGUUGUGGCAGUCGUUACUCUUGGGACGGGUCUUUGUACUUUGUGGAACAGGUUGAGAAAAGAAGUAAGUUCUGCCAAUGUGAAGGGAGGAGCUCCUUUUGUCGGCACCAACUUCAUGUGCCUCAGAGGGGACAGCAGGCAGGCAGAGAGCAGAUCUCAGUCUGCUUCGGCCUAAUUUGCAUUGUGGGGCAAGUCUUGGUAGAAAAGACUGAAGAGCUUUGUGUGCCUCCUCCUGUGGCCUGGAAGUCAGGAUUUCCUGUGAGCCCAGAGUUCAUUCUGAGGACGUCAUAGUUGAUGUGAAAAUCUUCAGUGCUUCUGGAAGCAACAUGAAUUGGGUCCCUUGUUCCUAGGGAAUGUCCCCUGCACUUUUGAGGGAUUUCUCUUUUCUGGACCUAUACAGGAACCAGUCCCUGAUGUCCAGAAUCCCAUAGACUGGAAGGCCUGUAGGGCAAGGUGGGAAUCAUACUUGGUUCAGAAACACUGAGGUAGUGGAGUGGGGAUCACUGUGGCAAAUGAGAGGAGGUGUAUCUGUUCUAAAGGAGGCAUCUCCACAUGUCCAUGAGAUUAUGGCUGUGUGAGAUGAGAGUGUACGGAAAUUCUCAGGACCUUCAGACAUCUGUAUCUCCUGUAGCCAAGGCCACAGUCAGAGUAAAGAAUCUAAAGGUUUGUGGAUUCCUGUACCUCCCUGGGCUGUUGAUGUCAUGGCCAUCAUUACACAGGCAGGAGCCCCAGCACCGACAAAAGAGAUCCAGGGAUAGGCCUCUCUGAUCCAGCCAGCAUUCCUAAUGAUUGAAAUGGAUGUAGACUCCAUUGCUGUCCCUUCUAAAUUGGGGGAGAGGGAUAUGAUAGAAUCAAAAUGGUUAGCAGCUGUGACUUUCCAAGAGGGAGAGUAAAUACAGAUUUUUAUAAGGAGCAUUUAGUUCUUAACUGUAUUGAGGUUCGGUUGACAUGAAAUAAACUGCACAUAUGUAAAGUGUAAAA
Equus caballus (horse) is the source of this 3750-nucleotide messenger RNA. RefSeq names its product zinc finger protein 304 (gene ZNF304). The record is from RefSeq and is a predicted model, not a curated record. Gene Ontology annotation, biological process: regulation of DNA-templated transcription. NCBI's taxonomy places the organism in Eukaryota, Metazoa, Chordata, Mammalia, Perissodactyla, Equidae.